UGCCCUUUGCGUGUCUUUUCGAAAUUUCAUCAUGGCCGUGACAGUACCUAAUUUCCUUUACUUUUUUCGAAUAGUCAGUGGAACUAAUAUUGUAAAAUACGUUUAUUUGUUGAUGAGCAUAGCUUCUUUGCUAUGCGGUCGUUCACAAGGAGAUUCUAGAGAAUUUAAAUAUAUUACUUGUGGGAGUGUUUUAAAGCUAGUCAAUCCAAAGCACAAUGUUAGACUCCAUUCCCAUGAAGUUAAGUAUGGCUCUGGAAGCGGACAACAGUCUGUUACAGGAGUGGACAGUGCGGAUGACGGAAACAGCUACUGGGUUGUGAGAGGGAAAAUGGAUUCUCCAUGCAAAAGAGGGACUCCUGUUAAGUGUGGCAGCACAAUAAGAUUACAACACCUGGCCACUAAACGCAAUCUUCACAGUCAUCACUUUCAGUCACCAAUUUCUCAUAACCAGGAAGUGAGUGCAUUUGGUGAAAAUGGAGAUGGGGAUGAUUUGGACAACUGGUCUGUUAUUUGUCCUUCAAAGUUUUGGGAACGACAGGAUAAAAUUAGGUUCAAGCAUUCAGCUACUAAAGUUUAUCUGCAUGUAACUGGAGACCAGUUUGGCCGGCCCAUUAGUGGUCAAAAGGAAAUUAGUGGUUAUAGUUAUCCUGAAACAGGAAAUGAAUGGAAGGCAACGGAGGGCAUUUAUGUCAAACCCACCAAUUGAUUGUAGACCUGAUAGAACCCAGAUUUUGCACUAAGUUGUACAUUUGAACAGUUCUGGGACAGUACAACAGUGCUAUUUUCUAAAAUUCUGGCAUGGACCACAAGGAUUUUGAUAAAGAAUUGUUAGAAAAGCUUUGUGCAAGGAAUUACAUGGAAUUGUUUAUUAAAGAGCUGCUACAAAAAGAUUUGUAUCUAUGAGCUUUCUUGUCCCUGCUGGAUUUCAGACUCAGAUGCCAGAAACCCAGAUGAGGUAGUCAGUAACAUGCCCUUCCCUGCAUUUACAUUUACAUGUGGAAUAGACAAAAAAAUCAAGAAAAAUAAUGCAUUGAUGUAUUUGGCAAAAUUAUCGCGAUUUGUACAUACUUAGUUGUAUCAGAAUCACGAGUCAGAAUUUCUCUUUACUUUGUAUGGCUCUUGGAGAAUAUGCAAAGGUGGUAACCUUUUUUUAUAUUGAAUUAUUGAAUAUAAAAGUCAUUCAGCAGUACUGAUUAAAUCUGUCUACAUUUCA
Molecule: messenger RNA, 1213 nt
Organism: Pocillopora verrucosa
Lineage: Eukaryota; Metazoa; Cnidaria; Anthozoa; Scleractinia; Pocilloporidae
Product: stromal cell-derived factor 2
Source: RefSeq, a predicted model, not a curated record